Molecule: messenger RNA, 693 nt
Organism: Fusarium musae
Lineage: Eukaryota; Fungi; Ascomycota; Sordariomycetes; Hypocreales; Nectriaceae
Exons: 3
Coding region: 1-693 (230 amino acids)
Molecular function (GO): oxidoreductase activity; zinc ion binding
Source: RefSeq, a predicted model, not a curated record
AUGGGCCACGAAUUCACAGGGACUGUUGUUGCUUUGGGCUCUGAGGUCAAGACCGUAAGAAUCGGAGAUAAAGUUGUUUCCCCAUUUACAGCUUCUUGUGGCGAGUGCUACUACUGUCAUAACGGUGGCUCUGCACGAUGCGUCAAGAGCCAAGCCCUCGGUUCUCCCAAUCUUAACGGAGCUCAAGCAGAAUUUGUCCGCGUACCGUUCGCAGACGGGACUGUGAUCAAGGCCCCCGAAGGAAUCCAUGAUCAGGCCCUUAUCCUAAUGGCUGAUAUCUUCCCCACCGGGUAUUUCGGUGUCCAGAGCGGUGUUGAGAUGAUGCCGAAGCUAGAUCUGCAAGAUUCAACUAUCGUAGUGAUUGGCUGUGGUCCCGUUGGACUAUGCGCCAUUGUUGCUGCGGCAGUGCUGAAGCCAAAGCAUCUAUUUGCUGUGGAUAGUGUUCAGAGUAGACUCGAUCAGGCUGCGAAGCUUGGUGCCGAGCCUCUCAACUUCAUGGAGAGCAGGGAUGAUAUGAUCGAUCGCGUAAAGUCUGUCACUGACGGCAGAGGCGCUGAUAUAGUGGUGGAAGUGGUCGGGCUCUCGCCUGCCCUUCGAACUGCAUUUGACCUGGUUCGCUCAUUUGGUGCUAUCAGCAGCAUUGGUGUCCACAACGCAGAGAUCCCUUGGUCAGGCAGUGAUGCGUACAAGUGA